Messenger RNA from Fukomys damarensis (Damara mole-rat), 6205 nucleotides. RefSeq names its product VPS53 subunit of GARP complex (gene Vps53). The coding region runs from base 585 to 3080 and encodes 831 amino acids. Gene Ontology annotation, biological process: retrograde transport, endosome to Golgi. NCBI's taxonomy places the organism in Eukaryota, Metazoa, Chordata, Mammalia, Rodentia, Bathyergidae. Gene Ontology annotation, cellular component: GARP complex. The record is from RefSeq and is a predicted model, not a curated record. The transcript is spliced from 22 exons.
GCUGGCUCCAGUCAUACCAGAAAUAACUGCCUAGAAACUCGACACACAGGAAACUUAUCUCCCUCAAGGGGACGCUGUCCUAACCUCAAAUGCCCAUGGCGACACAGCCAUUUACCAGGAGAGGUCAUUUCACCCACGAUGGCAGGGGACACCUGCUGACACUAACCAAGAGGGCUCAGGGAACUGAGGGAUCGCCCGCUUCCAGACCUCGUAGAUUGCCGUGGCGAAGCUGCUGAUGCUGCGGUUCGCUGAGGCUUCCUUCCUGGAGGCCAGGCUCUGCGCCAAACACUAGGACUCCAACAUUUUAAGAACCUGCCGAGGGCAAGGAGGCACCUCACUGCUAAAGGGGUGGUAGAAGACUCCCGGGAUGUGACGGGAAAGCCUCCAGAGGGCGGGUCUCCGCUAUCCCAGAAUGCCGUGGAUCCCGGAAGUGCCCGGCUUCCCGGAAGUGCCGGACUGGCUGACAGAGCCCGGAUUAGUCAGUGCUGCAACUGAAGAGUUGCUGUUCUGGGGUGUGGGUGACUGCUGGAGGUCCAGGUGAGGAAAUUGGGGCGGGGGUGAGCUAGGGGCCGAGUGGCCAGAAGAUGGAGGAGGAGGAACUGGAGUUUGUGGAGGAGCUGGAAGCCGUGCUGCAGCUCACGCCCGAGGUGCAGCUAGCUAUCGAGCAGGUGUUUCCAAGUCAGGAUCCUCUAGAUCGAGCAGAUUUCAAUGCUGUUGAGUAUAUCAAUACCCUGUUCCCAACAGAGCAAUCUCUGGCAAAUAUAGAUGAAGUCGUGAACAAAAUUAGACUGAAAAUAAGGAGACUGGAUGACAAUAUUCGAACUGUUGUAAGAGGUCAGACAAAUGUGGGGCAGGACGGAAGGCAAGCACUUGAAGAAGCCCAGAAAGCUAUUCAGCAACUCUUUGGCAAAAUCAAAGAUAUCAAAGACAAAGCAGAAAAAUCAGAACAAAUGGUUAAAGAAAUAACCCGAGACAUUAAGCAGCUAGAUCAUGCCAAACGCCACCUGACCACCUCCAUCACAACACUGAACCACCUGCACAUGCUGGCAGGUGGCGUCGAUUCCCUCGAAGCCAUGACCAGGCGCAGACAGUAUGGAGAAGUUGCUAAUCUCCUUCAGGGUGUAAUGAAUGUUUUGGAACACUUCCAGAAGUAUAUGGGAAUUCCACAGAUCCGGCAGCUUUCUGAAAGAGUGAAGGCUGCACAGACUGAGUUAGGACAGCAAAUCCUGGCAGAUUUUGAAGAAGCAUUUCCUUCCCAGGGUACCAAGAGGCCAGGUGGACCCAGCAAUGUCCUGCGAGAUGCAUGCCUGGUUGCUAAUAUUUUGGAUCCCAGAAUCAAGCAGGAGAUUAUCAAAAAGUUUAUUAAACAGCAUCUGUCAGAGUAUCUAGUACUUUUUCAAGAAAACCAAGAUGUUGCCUGGCUGGACAAGAUUGACAGACGCUAUGCCUGGGUAAAACGCCAGCUUGUGGACUACGAGGAAAAAUAUGGCCGAAUGUUUCCACGUGAAUGGUACAUGACUGAGAGGAUUGCAGUAGAAUUUUGCCAUGUGACAAGGGCAGAACUUGCCAAGAUCAUGCGUGCCAGAGCUAAGGAAAUUGAGGUGAAAUUGCUUCUUUUUGCUAUUCAGAGAACAACUAACUUUGAAGGAUUUCUGGCAAAACGUUUCUCCGGCUGUACCCUGACCGAUGGAACUCUGAAAAAGCUGGAGUCUCCUCCGCCAUCUACCAAUCCCUUCCUGGAAGAUGAGCCAACGCCAGAGAUGGAGGAGCUGGCGAUAGAGAAGGGCGAGUUAGAUCAACCGAAGAAACCUAAAGCUCCAGAUAAUCCAUUUCAUGGCAUUGUUUCCAAGUGUUUUGAGCCUCAUCUCUAUGUGUAUAUUGAGUCCCAAGACAAAAACCUUGGAGAGCUGAUAGAUCGGUUUGUGGCUGAUUUCAAAACCCAGGGGCCACCAAAGCCCAACACUGAUGAAGGGGGCACUGUGCUCCCCAGCUGUGCUGACCUCUUUGUCUAUUACAAGAAGUGCAUGGUGCAGUGCUCACAACUCAGCACCGGGGAGCCAAUGAUUGCCCUGACCACCAUUUUCCAGAAGUACCUCCGAGAAUAUGCCUGGAAAAUCCUCUCUGGCAACCUGCCCAAAACCACCACCAGCAGUGGAGGGUUGACCAUCAGCAGCCUCCUCAAGGAAAAGGAGGGCUCCGAAGUGGCCAAGUUCACUCUUGAGGAGCUCAGCCUCAUCUGCAGCAUCCUGAGCACAGCAGAGUACUGUCUGGCCACUACCCAGCAGCUAGAAGAAAAACUCAAGGAAAAAGUUGAUGUAAGUCUCACAGAACGAAUCAAUCUCACAGGAGAAAUGGACACAUUCAGCACUGUCAUCUCCAGCAGCAUUCAGUUGUUGGUUCAAGACCUAGAUGCAGCCUGUGAUCCUGCACUGACUGCCAUGAGCAAGAUGCAGUGGCAGAAUGUGGAGCAUGUCGGUGACCAGAGCCCCUAUGUCACCUCUGUCAUUCUUCACAUUAAGCAGAAUGUCCCCAUCAUCCGUGACAACCUGGCUUCCACACGGAAAUACUUUACUCAGUUCUGCAUUAAAUUUGCAAACUCUUUCAUUCCCAAAUUCAUCACCCACCUCUUCAAGUGCAAGCCGAUCAGUAUGGUGGGAGCAGAACAGCUGCUGCUGGACACCCACUCCCUGAAGAUGGUCCUGCUCGACCUUCCUUCCAUUGGCUCGCAGGUGGUGAGGAAGGCACCUGCCAGCUACACUAAGAUUGUUGUGAAAGGCAUGACCCGGGCCGAGAUGAUCCUCAAGGUGGUGAUGGCCCCCCAUGAGCCCUUGGUGGUGUUUGUGGACAACUAUAUCAAGCUCCUUACAGACUGCAACCCAGAAACCUUCCAGAAGAUACUGGACAUGAAGGGGCUGAAGAGAAGUGAGCAGAGCAGCAUGCUGGAGCUCCUGCGCCAGAGGCUCCCUACCCCACCCUCAGGGGCAGAAGGUUCCAGCUCCCUGUCCCUGAUGGCACCCACCCCAGAACAGGAGUCCUCUCGAAUCCGAAAACUUGAAAAACUAAUUAAGAAGAGACUGUAGAAGCACAAGGAGCUCUCACUCCCUGAGACGCUCAGCACCCAGUUUCUGGAAGCCCUUGAUCACCCGUGUUAACCCCAUGACUCUCAAAUCCUCAGUCUUGAGACUUCCUGGGACACUGAGAUUGUUUUGCCCUCUUGCGCCCUGUCAUCUGUCGCCCCCCCCACCCAUCCCCCUCCUCAUCGAACUCAAGUUCCUGCAUUUGCAAGGCAGGAGGCAGAACCACUGAGCUAUAUCCCUGGCUCCCCUCAUGCUCUGUCUUAAUUCCUGUCCCAAUUGAGGAAACUGAUUUGGACGGAGUUAUAAAAAGGCAAUUUGCAUUAUCUCCCAUUCUAAGGGAGAGGCAGCCUCGAGUGAGAAGGCUCUGGUUCAGUCACUGUUUCCAGACUGCCCUUGACAGUGCAGUUGUCAUGGACUUACAUAGCCUCCCACGGCAGUCAUACCCUCUGGCUCAUGGGCCCUCCCCCCUACCACACGCUUGUACAGGUGGCUUGGGUGACAAAGCAUGGACCUUGCCCUUCCUCCCUUACUACUGUUUGGGGUUUUCCUCCCUGUAUCUGGGAUCGGGUGUCAGACCUGAGUGAUGAAGGAGCAGGUUGCAGGGCAGGACACCACCCUUUCUUAUGAAGGCAAUGGAAGCAUGUGCACUUUUCCAUGUAAAUCUGUUUUCUGUUAUGCAUUGUGCUCCUGGUACCUUUUAUGUGAUGGCCAAGUUUGCCUAUGUUCUCCCACUGCUUGGUGUUCUCUAGAGGAUAGAUGCCCUCUUUGUCCUCACCAGAGAGGACUGCAUGCACCAGGUGUUCACUCUCGGUAGCCUGUGUGGCACAGGCUCCUGAACUUGUGUGGAAGCCAACCCAGAUUUGACUUAGAGAUUUGGUUCUGCUUGGCACAGGCAAGGAUAGUGUCUGUACAUGUUCUCAGGGUUUGUGAGCAGAUCGUUUUCUCCAUUUCUUUAUUCCUUCUCUGCCCCUGAGUUCUAGAGAAGAGAUUGCCUUCUAAGUAGGGAAACCAGAAAGUUCUCUCAGAAAGCCUUUCCUAGGCUUUCUCUGCAGAUGAAGCCGUGAGAAGGAGUAGGAAGCCUACAUCAUCUGAUCAUCUUCCUGCUCAUUCAUUUCCAAGUCGAGAGUACUUUCCAGCCACCUGAAACAACAGAAAGUAAUGUGCGGUGCCAGAGUGGCACACUACUGGGCUGCUAACCAAAAAGAACCCAGUCCUUGGAUACCUAAGAGCAAAAUGUUGUCAUUACACCCCAAACUUAAAACUGGCACUGCCCAGAGCACACCCUGACCCCCAGCCUGCCUACCCCAACUACCACUGGCUCUUGGCAGCAGCACUCUGCAGAAAACUGGUCCGAGAGCUGCUUCAGUCCUUUCACAACAUCCUGCAUCCGGGGAACAGGUGACAUUUCAGGAGUCACCCCAGUUCAUUGGUCCAUUUAAACCAAGGCUCAGUUAACCAUGUCUGCACCCUCAGCAGGACUACUGUGAGUGACAGCUUUUGUUCAGGUAUUAUAUGUGCUCUCCAGGCAGGGAGAGUGCUGAGGAGGAAAGUGGAGCUCUCCACAGAAAAUGUACAUACCAGGCCUCUGAAUAAAAUUGAAAUAACAAGGGCUAGGGGUAUAGUUCAGGGCAGAGCACUUGCCUAGCAUUCUUGAAGCCCUGGGUUCCAUCCCCAGCACCACUCACCAAAAAAAAUAUCACAUAAUACUCAGAAGUGAGCUUUGAGGAUUGGAAGUUUUCAGAAAAAUCCAUAAAACCAGUGACAGUCAUAUAGUAGAACAACUGAAAAACUGACCAGGAACAUCAAUUAUUUGUCCCCAUCUGUUUUUCUAGUGUAGCCACUGUACUGUUCCCCUUGCGUUUUCCAUUGGCCUUCUCUGGCUUUGUCCAUCAGUCCCAGCUUUGAUCCCUCUGUGUGGGUGGGUGGGCGCAGCAUGCUAGGCAAGCACUGCCACUAAGCUACACCCACAGCCUCAGAUCCCCACUUGAUCAGCCUUCAGCAUGUUCUUGGUACUCAGUAGGGCUCUUAUGUAGUCAGCAUUUCAAAUUUGAGAACAGAGGGGAAAAAGUGGUGAAAGAAAGAGGCGUGGCCUUUAGUUGAGCUCUAUCAGGAAGAGACUCUGAAUUAGGCAAGGGCAGGAAGGGUGGGGAGGGGGUUGGAGCACAUCCUGGAUGCUAAAGGGAGGGAUUCCUGUGCUGUGGCCGUUGCUCCACUAUGGUUAUACAUCCUGCACUAAUUGAAAGGAAAGGGUGGUGGGCCUGUCUCCAAACAGCACAGCCAAUUCAGCCAUCUGUCAUCGACCUCAGGGAACUGGGAAAGCCAGUGAGACUCCUGCACCUGGUUCUUGUCACUCUUGGUGUUUACAGAUCUACACUUUUCUUUUUGGUUAGCUCAUGAGUUUCCUAGAUGUCUCCAUUAUGGCAUUGAGGUGUCAAGCUGCUGUUUUUCUCAGUUGGUGGUCACAGCCAGGGAAGUUGCUUUCUUGAUUUAUUACAUUGUCAGUAAUCCCCAAGGAGCCAACAUGUCAGUAGGAGUUAUGUUAAAUGUCUCACUGAUGGGGACUGAGUACUGUGUGUGCAUUCGGUAAAGAUGGUGCAUGUUUCUUACCUGGGGAGAUACAUCAAAAUUACUGGGUUUUUUUUUUUUUUUUUUAAUGCAGGUGCCAGGAGAUUUUGAGUCAGUAAGUCUACAGGGGAUCCUGGCAUAUAGGUUCAAAAGCUCUGCAGGUGAUUACAGUUGUCUGUCAAUGUCCAGAAAGAUCAGCUGCAGGACCUCCCAUGGAUACUAGAAUAUGAAGAUGUUCGAGUUCCUGAUAUAAAAUAAAAUAGUAUUUGCAUAUGUUCUCAGCACAUUCUCCUCUGUAAGUCAUCUCUAAACAACUUAUACUACUAAUACAAUGUAAUGCUACACACAUAGUUAUACUGUAUUAUGGAAUGGUGACAACAAAUAAUGUACAUAUUCAAUACAAAGCACAGUGACUUGCUUGUGAUGGAAUGCACAGAUAUAGAACCCACAGAUACAGAAGGCUGACUAUAUAAUGUUUAUUCUUUGUUAAGAAUCAUUCCAAUAAAGGGCUGGGGAUUUAGCUCAGUGGUUCUGCUGCCUGCCUCACAAGCACAAGGACCUGA